AUGGCAAGCCCACAAGACCCAAGUAAGCCAAACGACACUAGCGUGAUAUCUGACGGUGAAGGUGAAUCGUUUGCGGCCAGUAGAACCCCAAGCAGAAGGGCCAGCAGCAUUUUCUCUCUGGAAAAUCCUCCCUUAGAGCCUCCUAAUGAAAGCGACAUCGAAAAAUUCACCAGUGACGAGUACCACUUUAAUAUGAUCCGUAACCUGCAUUUGGCGGAUCUCAUCACUAUGAUGAAUGGAUUUUGUGGCUUUUAUUCAAUAGUAAGUUGCUUGAGGUUCACACUUACCAAAAAACCCCAUUAUGUUCAAAGAGCGCAUUUUUUCAUUCUUCUCGGCAUGUUUUUCGAUUUCUUUGAUGGCAAAGUCGCGCGUUUGAGGAAUCGAUCCUCCCUGAUGGGUCAGGAGUUGGACUCUCUGGCGGAUCUCGUCUCUUUUGGAGUGGCACCUGCGUCGAUUGCCUUUGCCAUCGGAUUUCAAUCAACUCUAGAUGUUUUGGUGCUCUCUUUCUUUGUGCUUUGUGGAUUGACAAGAUUAGCCAGAUUCAAUGUCACUGUUGCGCAGUUGCCCAAAGAUACGUCAGGAAAAUCAAAAUAUUUCGAAGGGUUGCCAAUUCCAACAUCAUUGGCUUUAGUGGGUACUAUGGCCUACUUUGUCAAUAGGGGUUUAAUUCUGGAUAACCUCCCCUUAGGACUCUAUGCUCGUGGUGAGUGGUAUGAAAUCCACCCUGCUGUACUUGCAUUCGGAAUUCAAGGCUGCGGCAUGAUCUCGAAGAGUUUGAAGAUCCUCAAAUUUUGA
Messenger RNA from Lachancea dasiensis, 795 nucleotides. Lineage: Eukaryota; Fungi; Ascomycota; Saccharomycetes; Saccharomycetales; Saccharomycetaceae. The record is from the annotation of a GenBank genome assembly.